GCGAACGGGAUUGCGCGGAGAGUGCGACCAGGUGACGAGAGCGCGUGCGCGUGCGGCAUGUGGCUGCUGUGGGCCUGCGUGGCGUGCGGCGUGGCGGCGGCCGCGGCCGAGCACUCGCCGAUCUAUGUGGACAACGGCAGCGGCCAGACGGUAGCCGGGGAGGACAUCUCGAAGCGCGAGCGGGCCGAGAUCCAGGAGGACCUGCUGCAGCUGCUGGGCCUGCACCGGCGACCGAGGCCGGCCGUGCAGCAGAUAGGCAGCUCGGCGCCCCAGUUCCUGAUGGACAUCUACAACAGCAUGGUGGACGACGAGGACACAGGUGAUCUGAAACUGAAUCCAGAUGGCGCUGGUGACGCGUGGAGGGACUUCAACAUCACGAACACGGACAAGGAGGUGAUCGACGAGAGUGAUGUCAUCAUGAGCUUCACCAAUCACGGCUCCAAGAGCUUCCAGGAGGUGGACUACGCUCGUAGCCAACUGCUGUGGUUUGACUUGACCGAGGUACCGCUGGACGAGAACCGACUGGUGACCACUCUGCGGGUGUACCAGGGCUACACCGAGACGAGCGCCUUCGACUUCCGUCAGAGCACACUGCACGUCCACCAGCUGAUGCGAGGUGAGAACCAUACGAUCCAUCUGAAGGAGGUGGACCGGCGGCCGCUGGAGCCGGGCUAUGUGGGCUGGCUGACCUUCAACGUGACCCGGGCGGCCGACCUGUGGAGAGUGUUCCCUGACUUCAACCUCGGCCUCUACAUCGAGGUCAUGCUGGAGGACGGCUCGACCGUGGUACCGGCCCAGGCGGGUAUCGUGGACGCGUUCGGCGAGGAGGCACGCCAGCCUUUCAUGACGGCGUUCUUCAAGCAGCCGGCGCAUGACGGCAUGCCGCCGCCGUCCCGGUUCAGGCGUGCUCCCGGCGGCAGACGACGCAAGGACCGCAAACGGAACCGCUCCUCGGAGCCGUACAGCCCGCUGAAGGAGCUGACCGAGAGGCGCGAGUACCGCGUCUGCCAGAAGCAGAACCUCUACGUCAGCUUCCGCGACCUGGGCUGGCAAGACUGGAUCAUCGCGCCAGACGGGUACGCAGCGUUCUUCUGCACCGGACUGUGCGCGUUUCCGCUCAACUCGCAGAUGAACGCCACCAACCACGCCAUCGUGCAGACGUUGACGCACUUGCUGGAGCCUUACACCUACCCCAAGCCGUCGUGCGCGCCCACCAAGCUCAACAGCAUCAGCGUGCUCUACUUCAACGACAACCUCAACGUUAUCCUGAAGAAGUAUAGGAAGAUGGUGGCCAGCAGCUGCGGCUGCCACUGAAGAUGAGGAAACGGUGGGUGCACGGGCUCGCCGAACGCCAAGGCCAGGACAGGGGUCGCCCGGGGGUGACGGUGCGGCGAUCUCCCCCGGACUCUCGCCACGCACCGCCCUCAGCGCCGGCGGGAGAGCGCCGGAGCUGCUCACUUCGGCGUCGGCCGGCGGCAUGGGCCGGCCUGGGCUGGCAGUGCACGGGUCCGCCGACGCACCAACGUCUUCAGUGUGGUGCCGGCAGGCGGGUGGUCUGCAGUGAGGAGCGGCGUCGCGCCGUCAGCGGAGGGGCUGGAGGGCGGAGCGCGGAGGACGGUCACAGCAGGGAGCGGCGGCGCGCCGGCCGGCAGGCAGCCUGAGGACGUGCGAGUCGGGAGGGGGCCGCCGCGCCGCGCGGCAGUCAUGCGCAUUGUCGUCAGCACGCCAGGACUGGACGCCGAUCAGAGCGAGCUGCGAGGAUUGACGUACGACCGUCAGCAGCAGCUCGCACGGCGCCG
Messenger RNA from Pollicipes pollicipes, 1799 nucleotides. Its product is annotated as bone morphogenetic protein 7. The record is from RefSeq and is a predicted model, not a curated record. Gene Ontology annotation, molecular function: growth factor activity; cytokine activity. Gene Ontology annotation, cellular component: extracellular region. The transcript has 7 exons. The coding region runs from base 58 to 1314 and encodes 418 amino acids. Lineage: Eukaryota; Metazoa; Arthropoda; Thecostraca; Pollicipedomorpha; Pollicipedidae.